Brassica oleracea var. oleracea is the source of this 873-nucleotide messenger RNA. RefSeq names its product probable pectinesterase/pectinesterase inhibitor. NCBI's taxonomy places the organism in Eukaryota, Viridiplantae, Streptophyta, Magnoliopsida, Brassicales, Brassicaceae. The coding region runs from base 70 to 720 and encodes 216 amino acids. The record is from RefSeq and is a predicted model, not a curated record. The transcript has a single exon. Gene Ontology annotation, molecular function: enzyme inhibitor activity.
UCUCUCGUUCAUCCGGAUCCGUUCCUUUCCGGUCAUUCUCUCUCUCCGUCCAUAGGAGAACAUCCAAUCAUGAUCACUCCGAUCAAACUAGCCUUUCUCUUAUUAUUCAUCAUCGCAACAGCAACCGCUGCACCUAAAGCCAAACGCAGGAACUACCUUUUCACACCGCAUGCAAAAGCAGUCGCGGGAAUAUGCACUGUCGUCCUAACAAACACAAGUCCAUGCUGUAAAACCCUUAAACACGUUCCUACCGACGACCCUAUCGAAUUGAUCCGAGCGUUAGCGGCUGCGACUGAAUCUUCCGUGAAAAGAAGUGUGGUUUUCCUCUCCGAGAUCAAACCAAAACACAAAUCAAACGCAACUGCAGCCGCAGUGAUCAACAGCUGCGAAAAAAACUUGAAGUACGCGUUAGAAGAUUUCACUGAUUUUUGGAACGCUACGGGGAAAGAUGUAAAGACGUUGGCUCAUAACUAUUUCACGUGUAAGAAGAAGUUAAUGUCGAUCAUGGGGUACCACUGGACUUGUUUGGAUGAUAUUGAUGAUAAGAAUCUGUUGAAGGAAGUGGAGACUGGGAUUAGUGUUGGGAAGAAUCUAAGCAGUAAUACGUAUGAUGUGUUUAAUGGUUUGAAAACUAUUUUUAAGACGUUUGGUAUCAAGGUGAAACUUAACGAGGAAGACACUUCGCCCCAACCGCCACCAUUGUCGAAUUAUUACUACUGAUUAAAUGAUUUGGAUGUAAUAAAUAAUUAAUAUCACUCGUAUAAUGCCUAAAGCGACCAUGUAUGAUGUAUGUUCUAGGUUUUAUACAUGUACGGAUGGAUUUCGAGAUUAUUGGAAAGGAUAUAUUAAUGGAAUGUGAGUUUUUUUUUAUAA